GUUCACGGUUCGCAUUUCUUUCUUCACAUGGCUAGCCUCUCUAUAUGUUGCUCAUGUGGCUCUAAACUUGUGUUGCUCUUCAAGGUUGUUCCAGGAUCAUGCCGGUUCUGGCAAAUAACUUGCAUCAAGCCGCAAGUUUCAAUGGCACAUUGAACGUUGCAGUAGGUUCGAAUACCAGCGAUACUCCUCCAAAUCUUGAAUCUGGGACAAGACAUCACAGACCGCUUAACUCUGAACCUGUGCCAGACUGGCAGGAAGCGAAAGCUGCCUUUAAAUGGGGCUGGGAAUUGCACUGGAUCUCAUUCGUCGUGUUGUUCCUGGGACUUGCCAUAUACUCCACAGUGAAGCUCGUCGCUGCUUCGAAAAGGCGGCAAGUUCGGGAAAAAGUAUCCCGUAAUGUCUCGUACGCUGUACACUCGUUGUUGAUAGUUCUCGGGAUCACUCGGGCUCUCGCGCUGGUACUUUUCCCGUACGAAAUUACGACAAAUUUGAAUGAAGCAGAUAUUGUCAUCCCUCUGUAUGUUCAUCGGAUUAUUUUUGGUCUAGGAUUUCCUUGUUUCAUGGCGGCGUUUGCCCUGAUACAAAUAACGUUCACAGCCAGCGUGAAAACAACACCGCUGACGUUCUCCAAGCUGAGAAGAAUUCGAUUUCUGGUUUUUGUCAUCAUAGGGCAUUUCAGUGUUGUUAUCGUAGCAGAUGUGGUAACCGCUUUAGUGGAAAGUACCUCUGCUUUAUACAUGGUCUGCACUGCGUAUCUCCUCUCGAUGACUCUAUUCACAGGUAUCCGUAUUUCAAAAACCGGAUGGAAAGUCGUUCGCGAGAACAGAGAACACAACUUCACCAUGCCAAGUACCAUGACGGCAUCGACCAUGACUAUCGGUACCGCACACCGCAUGCGUCAGGCUUCGUUUAACAGAAGAGCAGUCAGAAAAGUAUUUACCAUUACUACACUUACGAUAUUUUUCUGCAUUGCGUUAUUUGCUUUGAAAAUUUACGAUUUAGUCGAAGUUAUAGAAUAUGUGUAUGUGCUUGAUAAAAACAAGAAGCUGGCUCCUUGGCCCUGGUUUAUUCACGAAACUUUAUUCCGUUUGACGGAGUUUGCAUUAGCUUGCACAGUUAUUUAUGCUGUUUCACCUCUUAAACCUCCCAAGGAGUGCAUCCUUGGUUGCAAUUGGUGUUGUUUUAAGUCAGGAACGAGUGAAAUCACUACGAGUAGAGGUGAAUACCGGGAAAGAGCGGGAACCAAUCAGGUGACAUGCUCCGGUCCUCCUCCUGAAACUACCAGUAAUAACUAUGUUUAACUUUCGGUUUGCAAAACGAACUCAUCAAUAGGCAAUCAGUACGAGGAGUAGAAACGGUGGGACAAGAACAGAUUUAAAGAGAUUUAAGUAUUUGUUACAAAGAAUCUACAAAAACUACGAAAGAGGCCACUCGGCGUAAUUUUGUUAGGAAAAACGGCUGUCGAUAAUCUGCUAUGAACUGAAUGUACUUUCACCUGACCUGGGCUGACACUCUCAUCGGUAACAAGCGAUAUUUCGAAUACAUAUUGUAAUUGACGGCCAUGUGGAUUGAACCGGGAGGAAUUAUAAAUUACAAAAAUUGACACCUUAAAGCACCGAAAAUUUUUAACUUCUCAUUACUAGAAGAAGCCCUGAAAAUGUUUCAGAGCCUCGUUGAUCAGAUUAGCCAGCCUCAUGGCGCUUUCCGAUCGUGCACACAAAAUUGAAAUUUGAAGUACUCGCAACAACCAAUCAGAACAAAGAUUUAUCCAAAGAACAGAUAUCAAAUGGAGCCAAUGAGAAGCCGACGACCCGAAGCGCGGGAAAAUGUGUGUGACGAUGUCGCGGUGGGUUCUAGUUUUGCAUCUGAUUGGUUGAUCGGCUUAGGCAAAUUUCUUAAAUCAAUCAAGGAGCAAUCCCAUACUUCAACACACAAGUGACAAGAAUUCUUAGGAGACCGAAGUCAGCUUCAAUAAGCCAAUGGUGGUCGUGAUAAAGUAGUUUUACAUUUUUUUACUAGAUUUUUUGUCGCAAAUGUAAAUUAUGAAAGAGAAGCGGUAAUGUAAUGGUUUAACACUGAUCCCUAACCGAGCGUUCUAGAUGGCCGAUGGAAUCAUCAACUGUGCCACUUUUUUGGUUAACACACUCGCUCCCACCCUCACUCGCCUCAUAGGUUUUUCCCACAAACGUGGGGUGAAAAUUUCGGGUUGCGACGUAUUUGAACGCAGCCCGCCCAAAUCCUCACUCCUUUUUUCGCCCUCCACUUUUCUCACGACUAGAUUUCUGACUGUCCGCGGAAUGUAGCCCGAGGCUGAUACAAUCAGCGACAACUCAGACAAUUUCAUCUCUUUUUUCCCUAGCUAAGUUAACCUAUUCGCCCCAUUCUCCUCGAAAACAAUGUUGUAUCGUGAUUCCAUGAACUUUUGGCCAACAUUGAAUGGGGGAGGGAGGCUGUUAAUGAUUAAUAGUGUGGUAGAAAUAGGAAUGUUAUUCUUCACAUAAACAGAAUUCCUCCGACAUGAUGUGUCAACUAAUUUUGAUGCUGAUUGUAGCUCGUUGGUCCAAAGCUUUAAGGAAGUCAUUGAACUUAGUUCAACUUGAAAAAAUACGUAAUCCUUGCCAAAAGCCCCCAGGAAGGAAACAAUUUACAGUGCACUUUCUAUCAUUUUAUCGCCGUAAUGUUGGCAGAACAUGUACGAGAAAAGUUUGUAAAUCACGAGUCAGAGGCGAGUGAUCCAACACUUUUGAUGUAAAAUAAACUUAUGAAAUAAACUUCAAGUUUCUAUUGGUUUACAGGUGCAAAACGCAAAAAGUGCUUUUGACUUAUCAUGCCCGCUUUCGCUCACAGACAGCUUGUAGAAUCACCAGGUCUAUCUUGAGUCACAUUUGCGUCCAAAGGUUUCUAAAUUUAAUCUUAAUUGUGUUAAUUCAAAAUACGCGAUGAAAUAUUUGUUUAGUUCUCAUAAGACUCUAUAACAUAGGGAGCAAAAUUACUUAUGCUGAUUUACUGAGUCAAAGGGGAGUU
Stylophora pistillata is the source of this 3024-nucleotide messenger RNA. RefSeq lists its product as uncharacterized. Lineage: Eukaryota; Metazoa; Cnidaria; Anthozoa; Scleractinia; Pocilloporidae. The record is from RefSeq and is a predicted model, not a curated record.